Adineta ricciae is the source of this 1629-nucleotide messenger RNA. The record is from the annotation of a GenBank genome assembly. Lineage: Eukaryota; Metazoa; Rotifera; Eurotatoria; Adinetida; Adinetidae.
AUGUCCACGCGUACUGGAUCGAAACAAGGACGACCAGCGGCUAGAUCCACAACAAAAUCAUCUAAAGAUCAAAAUAAAGGUGAUAAACAAGCGUCGACUGUUAUUGAAAUUGUUCCUGGCAAAUUUAAUGAAACAGAUUGGUUAACAUUAUUAGAAAGUGAUGAUACAGAAGAUUUUAUUGCUGGAAUAUUCGAAGACAUUUGGACAGAUGUAUCCAAACAGAUCCAACAAUUACAUGUGCAAAAACAACUAUUACCAUUUACACUGAUGAUUACAGAAAAUGCUUUGUCCAAUGUGAUUCAGUGGGCAUUCUUGGAAAGAGAUGAACCGAAUCCAACUUCAGGUACUUUUUGGACAGAGGAUACAGAACCGAUACCGUGUCUUAUGGAUAAUUGGGGUGAAGGCGUUGUACCAGCAUGUCGUGAAGAACAGAAUCCAAUGUUGGAAGAGUCGCCUACACCAACGAUUGGUCGUCCAGUAUCAGCGCCUGUUAGUGUUUCCAAACACAAAGCUAUUGGUCGAACUCAACGUCCGUCGACCGGAUCAUCUACAAAUAGUUCAGCUCAUACGUCACGUUCGGGUAGUCGAUCGAAAAAGCUCCCAAAAAUCAUCGAAUCUGUGGAUAGUCAACAUCAAGUCAAGCUUGAUCCAUGGACGCAGACUGAUAAUGAUGAGCAAGCACUCAAUCAGAACGAAUCAUCAACUGAACAAGAAAUCAGUCAAACAAGCUUCGAUAGAAGAUCUUACAAUCAUGAUGUACUCGUGAUCCAAGCACAACCACCUAAGUUGGAACCAUUGACUGAACUGUUUGGUCCACUACGAAUAGCAACAAAUAGUUCAUCGACUCAAUCAAUUCCACUAGCAGCCAAUACAAAACGACGACCAUUGAAUGUGUCAAAAACAUCAUCACAAUUUAGUUCGGAUUAUAUUGCAUCGGCCACAAAUCUAAGUGAUACAGCAAGUGUUAAAAACCACAGGAAACUUAAUGAAUCUAAAAUAUCUGAUGAGCAACAGAUCGAAGAAGCUAUUUCGAAAGCUCCCGUCGCAGCACAUGCAAUACUUAAAGGUAUACUUAGUCGGCCAGCUGGUUACCGAGAACUUGACCUUGAUCAUAAUGGUAAUGUGAUUUCCAUGACAAAACUUGAUCCAGAUAAAAUACAAACAAAAAAUAUACGUAUGAAAUGCGAUAUUAUGAAAUCACGAAAACCUGCAAUAGAAGUUCGUCCAACACCAACUAAACAACCACCACAACUGAAAAGCGAACGAUCACCAUCGAAGUACGCGCCGGUCAAAGUUGUACUGCCGGAGCAAUCGACUGAAGUGGGCGAUCUCAUUCAGCCAGUACCUGGCGUACUUUAUGAAGAUUCACGAUUGAAAAAAGGCGAUCCACGGCAAUAUCAGUCUGGCAUCUCGAAAUACACGAACUAUUUCGACGAAACUCAUACAUUAAAACCCAUUGCUCAACGAAGUGAUCUUGCCAUCCUUCAAGUAGCAAAUGAUUUGUUACAUCCGUCGAAAAACUACGACAGCGACGAUGAUGAUAAUGACCGAGAUUCACAAAUACCUAGAUUGCGUAAAUUCACUCCAAUACCGCCGAUUACACCUGAGCCAAAUACGACUACAGCAUAA